UUGCUUAUUUAAUUGCAGGAGAAUGUCUGAUGGGCUUUUCUUGAGAAAAUGCAGAGAGGCAGCAGAAAACUGUAAAGAUAUUAAAUUUAAUGAAAUGUAUCUGGAUACUGUGUGUCUGAAUAUGGUUCAGGAUCCAUCACAAUUUGAUGUGCUUGUUAUGCCAAACUUGUACGGUGACAUCCUCAGUGACUUGUGUGCUGGACUGAUUGGGGGUCUUGGAGUAACACCAAGUGGAAAUAUCGGUGCUAACGGAGUUGCGAUUUUUGAAUCGGUUCAUGGAACAGCACCAGACAUUGCAGGAAAAGACUUGGCAAAUCCAACUGCCCUUCUUCUGAGUGCUGUGAUGAUGUUGCGUCACAUGGGCCUACACCAACAUGCCACAAAAAUUGAGACAGCUUGCUUUGAUACAAUUAAAGAUGGAAAGGUCUUGACAAAAGACUUGGGAGGUAGUGCCAAGUGUUCGGAAUUCACAGAGGAGAUCUGCCGCAGAGUACGGGACACAGACUAAACUUCUCUCCUACUACUUGUAAUAACUCCAGUAGGACACAUGAUGCAACGUCCAUUAUAUGUAACCUGAUAUCCACGUGCAUAUAGUUUGCUUGUCUCUUAAGAGAGCAAACUUUUUAGUUAGGGCCUCUCCAUUAAUAAAUUUAGUCCAAAUGGCUACAGAUGA
Molecule: messenger RNA, 673 nt
Organism: Balearica regulorum gibbericeps (East African grey crowned-crane)
Lineage: Eukaryota; Metazoa; Chordata; Aves; Gruiformes; Gruidae
Source: RefSeq, a predicted model, not a curated record